Molecule: messenger RNA, 4467 nt
Organism: Diutina rugosa
Lineage: Eukaryota; Fungi; Ascomycota; Pichiomycetes; Serinales; Debaryomycetaceae
Gene: GDB1
Product: bifunctional 4-alpha-glucanotransferase/amylo-alpha-1,6-glucosidase
Exons: 1
Coding region: 1-4467 (1488 amino acids)
Biological process (GO): glycogen catabolic process
Molecular function (GO): 4-alpha-glucanotransferase activity; amylo-alpha-1,6-glucosidase activity
Source: RefSeq, a predicted model, not a curated record
AUGACUCGUACCAUGCUUUUGCGAUUGCUGCCUGAAGGGGAGCCAUUUGAUCAAAAGAAUGCCAAUGACGUUCUCAGUUUGCCCGCAGUGCCUGCUCCCGAAAAGGGUCCUCUAUUUGAUGUUAUCUUUACAGUGGAGGCUGGUGCCCCGGUAUCCUAUAAAGCGACGCUUCACAUCAAUGUACCCAAACCUGGCAAGAAUUUCGAUCGAAACGCCUUCCAAAGCAUUCCAAUUGGAAACUCUCUGAUAGUGACGGACGUCCGUGUGCCGGUGUCAGUAUACGCCCCCGGUGCUUAUUGCUGGUACAUUACUUAUAACGGUGAUAAGGAAACCAAGCGUUAUUACUUCAAUGUGCCUCCUUCGCUCUUUAUUGAUGGAAAGUACCUUCCUUUCAAUGAUAUCAACAUUCAAACAGUUGUGCUGAAGUGGAUUGGUGGGAAGAAAACGGAGAGAUGGCCUGAAAUUUUCAACUACGUUUCCAAAGCUAAGGGCUAUAAUAUGAUUCAUUUCACGCCUUUACAAUACCGUGGCGAACUGGACCUGCCGUAUCUGAUUUAUGACCAACUUGAAUUUGACCCGAAUAUCUUUGAUUCAAAUGAGCAAGCAAUCAACUUCAUCCGACAAACGAUGAAAAGUAAUCAUUUGUUGUCACUUACUGAUGUUGUAUUGAAUCAUACUGCUAACAAUUCGAGCUGGCUCGUCGAGCAUCCUGAAUCUGGAUACAAUCAAGUGACUGCGCCUCAUUUACGAGCUGCCAUUGCUCUUGAGGAGGCUUUGAUGAACUUUGACAUCGAAUCGCUGGGACUCCCUCUUGAGUUGAACUCCUACGAAGACGUAUCGAACUUGAUUGAUGGUUUGAAUGAGCAAGUUAUAGUGCCUUUGAAGUUGUGGGAGUUUUACGUAUUUGACGUCGACGCUACCGAAAAAGCUGUUGCUGCAGCAUCUGAAAUACCACCCUCUGGCGUCCCUUCCGAUAUUAAAGGACAACCUGAAGCUUUGGCUAAGUUCGUAUUGGAAAAUGCAACCCUGAGUGGCAAGAUGAUUAUGGCUGGCCGGUUCGCUAAUAAGUUUGACGCCGGAAAACUUAGAGGAAUCAUCACAUCCAUCUAUGGCCCUCUCAAUGAUAAUGAACUUAAGGAGGCUACGAAAGAGGUGGUUAACAUUGUCAACGUUGAGCCUUACAAGAUGUUUGACUCUGAUCACGCCGAGAUUUUGAAGCAACUCAAAGACCGUACUCGAUAUCUCCGGGUGGACGGAAACGGGCCAAAGUUGGGUUCUAUCAGCAACAAGCUGAAGGUGAUCGAACCUUAUUUCACUGUGGUGAAAGCAAAUGACGGCAAAUCGUACUACUUGGCCAAUAAUGGGUGGAUUUGGGGAGGAAACCCCCUUGUUGAUUUUGCGCUGGACCAACUGCGUGCUUAUUUGCGUCGUGAAGUCAUCGUAUGGGGUGAUUGUGUCAAAUUACGCUAUGGCACUGGCCCCGAAGACUCGCCCUAUUUAUGGAAGCGCAUGACGAAGUACGUUCAAAUACUGGCUCGAGUAUUCGACGGGUUCCGAAUUGAUAACUGCCACCUGACUCCUCUUCACGUCGGCGAAGCACUUUUGGAUGCGGCAAGAGCUGUGAACCCAAAUCUUUAUGUCGUUGCUGAAUUGUUCUCUGGUUCAGAAGCAAUGGACAAAAUUUUUGUGGAGCGUUUGGCAAUCAACACUCUUAUCCGUGAAGCGAUGCAAGCACAUCUGGCACAAGAAUUAUCUCGGCUUGUUCACAAGCAUGGCGGUAAGCCAAUCGGGUCCUUAGCCUGGUUGCCGUUGGAUGAUUUCGUGUAUCCCGCAAAUAAGGAACCUUCCCCACUAAUGAUUGAGUCAUAUUCCAGAGUGGGUGUGAUUCCGCCUAUCGUGUCACUGCCUCCACACGCUUUGUUUAUGGACUGUACGCAUGAUAAUGAGACUCCCACGCAACGGCGCACUCCUGAGGAUACCUUACUGAACGCGGCUCUUGUAGCCUUUUGUUCACUGGCUAUCGGCUCCGUACUUGGUUAUGAUGAGGUUUACCCACACCUUUUGGAUGUUGUCGGUGAACACCGUGAAUACGCCCUGCUUGGUAAUGGGAUUGCGGUGGUGAAACAACAGCUCCACGCGAUUCGCCAUCAACUUGUUGAAGAACUGGAGGAUAUUAGUCGUGAUCAUGAGAUGUACAUUCACCAUGAAGGUCAAUACAUCACCAUUCAACGCCAUAACGCUCUUACUGGCAAGGGGUGGUUUCUCAUCGCUAGAACAAAGUUCGAGCAAAAUCCCCCUCCACAAACGUUACUGGUAUGCAAGUUGGCAGGAACUACAGCUACUUGUAAAUUCGCUUACGUGUUGGAGUGUCAUCCACCGGCUCCGAAGAGUGACACCGAAAUCUUCGGUAUACCGUCAAAGGUUCGGGAUAUCAUUGAGCCUCAAGUCAAUCAAACCGACGAAGGCGCCGAGAUUCUUACUUCGAAUGAUAACUUUCCGCCUGGUGCCAUUGCAGUUUUCAGCACGGAAAUUUCCGGGGUCUCCAAAGAAUUGGAUGAGUACAUUCGAAAAGAUGCCUUGGAAGCCUCCAAAGAUUUGCUGCUUUUCGACUUGAAUAAUGUGUUGUUCAAAUGCGAAAACGAAGAACGGGAGGCUCUGAAAGGUAGUGAUGGGGUGUACGUUAUACCUGGAGUUGGUCCCCUUGUUUAUGCUGGACUCGAAGGAUGGAAUUUGGCUAUGCGUCAAGUUGUGUGGAACAAUGAUCUCGGGCUGCCUCUUUGUGAUCAUCUUCGUGCUGGAACUUGGGCUUGUGAUUUUAUUGUUGGAAGACUUAACAAGUUCAACUCCUCGCCUGGAGUUGCAAAGCUCCAACAAUGGUUACACGAUAGAAUGGAAAAGAUCAAGACAGUCCCGUUUUCCUUGCGUCCUCGCUACUUCUGUUUAGUUGUGGGAAUUGCCUAUGAACUGGCCCGAUUCAGAGCCUUACGUUUGAUGUCGCUGACGUGCGUGGCAGAAGCAACCAAUUUUGUCCAACGGUUAGCAAUGACAUCAGUGCAAAUGAUGGGUGCGCUUCCGGAAACCUCUCUUGUUGUCAAGGAAAAUGUACCCUGUAUGGCUGCUGGUUUACCCCAUUUCGCCUCGGGCUUCAUGAGAUGCUGGGGCCGUGAUGUCUUCAUCGCAUUCCCGGGUUUAUUGUUAGUUACUGGCCGUUUCAAGGAUGCUCAUGACCAUAUUAUCGGAUUUGGCGAGACCCUCAAACAUGGUCUUAUCCCCAAUUUACUUGAUGGUGGACGGAACCCAAGAUACAACGCUCGCGAUGCCACUUGGUUUUACUUACAAGCGAUUCAAGAGUAUGUUAAAUUUGUUCCUGAAGGGUUAAAGAUUUUGGGUCAAUCGGUGAAGCGCAGAUUUCCUAAGGAUGAUACCUGGAUUCCCUACGAUGACCCUAAAGCAUUUGCUUACUCACUGACUUUGGUAGAGAUUAUCUACGAGAUCUUGAGUCGCCAUGCUGCCGGCAUUAGUUACCGCGAACAUAACGCGGGGCCGCAGAUUGAUCUGCAAAUGAAGGAUAAUGGAUUUAAUGUUUCAAUUUCUGUGGACUGGUCGAAUGGUCUCAUUUUCGGAGGCAACCAAGAUAAUUGCGGAACUUGGAUGGACAAGAUGGGUGAGCUGGAGCGUGCCGGCUCGAAGGGUGUUCCAGGGACUCCUCGUGACGGUGCAGCUGUAGAAAUCAACGGGUUGCUUAAACUGACUUUAAGGUUCGUGAAUGAAUUGCGCAAAAAGGGUUUGUUCAAAUGGGAUUCUGUCACAACUCAAGAUGGAAAAAAGGUAACUUUUGAAGAUUGGGAAAGUUUGGUUCAAGAAAAUUUCGAAAAAUGCUUCUACAUCCCUGAGAAUGCCGAGGAUGACAAAGAUUAUGUAAUCGACCCAAAGCUUGUCAACCGUCGUGGCAUUUACAAGGAUUUGUACCGCUCGGGUAAACCUUUCGAAGAUUACCAGUUGCGUCCUAAUGUUGCUAUGGCCAUGUGUGCCGCUCCCGAAUUGUUUUCUGAGGAUCACGGUCGUCUGCACCUCGAAAAGGCGGACGAGAUUCUCCGAGACCAUGUCGGCAUGGCAACUUUAGAUCCGCUGGACUGGAAUUACGAGCCUUACUACAAUAACCUGGAGGAUUCCGACAACUUCCGUACCGCAAAGGGUCGCCUGUACCAUCAAGGACCUCCAUGGUGCUUCCCUCUUGGUUUCCAUUUACAAGCCUAUUGUCGGUUUGUGCUGAAGGAUCCUGUUCAGCUCAACCAAAGGUUGAAAUGGCUGCGUGAGUGGAUCAAAACCUCACCUUGGGCGGGUAUUACCGAGCUUACCAAUGCAGGUGGGGAGCUCAACAAAGAUUCGCUGCCGUCACAGGCAUGGUCAACGGCCACAUUACUCCACUUGGUUCAUCUUCUUGACCAAGAUAAGGGUAACUUGUGA